AUGUCUCUACUUUGCGUUGGAGUCAAAAAAGCCAAGUUUGAUGGUGCCCAAGAGAAAUUCAACACAUAUGUGACCCUGAAGGUGCAGAAUGUCAAGAGCACGACCAUUGCCGUACGGGGCAGCCAGCCCAGCUGGGAGCAGGAUUUCAUGUUUGAAAUUAACCGCCUGGAUUUGGGGCUGACGGUGGAGGUAUGGAACAAGGGUCUCAUCUGGGACACGAUGGUGGGCACUGUGUGGAUCCCUCUGCGGACCAUCCGCCAGUCCAACGAAGAGGGCCCCGGAGAGUGGCUGACCCUGGACUCUCAGGUCAUCAUGGCAGACAGUGAGAUCUGCGGCACUAAGGACCCCACCUUCCACCGAAUCCUCCUUGACACCCGCUUUGAACUGCCCUUAGACAUCCCUGAGGAGGAGGCACGCUACUGGGCCAAGAAGCUGGAGCAGCUGAAUGCUAUGCGGGACCAGGAUGAGUAUUCAUUCCAGGAUGAACAAGACAAGCCUCUUCCUGUCCCCAGCAACCAGUGUUGCAACUGGAAUUAUUUUGGCUGGGGUGAGCAGCAGAAUGAUGACCCUGACAGUGCAGUGGAUGACCGUGACAGUGACUAUCGCAGCGAGACGAGCAACAGCAUCCCGCCACCCUAUUACACUACGUCCCAGCCCAAUGCCUCGGUCCACCAAUAUUCUGUCCGACCACCGCCCCUGGGUUCCCGGGAAUCCUACAGUGACUCCGUGCACAGUUAUGAGGAGUUCUCUGAGCCGCGGGCCCUCAGCCCCACAGGCAGCAGCCGUUACGCCUCCUCAGGGGAGCUGAGUCAGGGCAGUUCGCAGCUGAGCGAGGACUUCGACCCGGAUGAACAGAGCCUACAGGGCUCUGAGCUGGAAGACGAGCGGGACCGGGACUCCUACCACUCCUGCCACAGCUCGGUCAGCUACCACAAGGAUUCGCCACGCUGGGACCAGGAUGAGGAUGAGCUGGAUGAGGAGCUGGACGAAGAGCUGGAUGAGGACCUGGAGGACUUCUUGGAGGAGGAGGAGGAGCUGCCUGAGGACGAGGAAGAGCUAGAGGAUGAGGAGGAGGUGCCGGAUGACAUCCGAGGCUACACUGAGCGUGAGCAGGUGGCCGUGGCCGAGCCCAGGGACUUCAAGCGUGUCAGCUUUCCACCCGCCACCCCCAGGAAGGAGGACAAGGCCCCAGCCGUGCCCACCGAGGUCCCCGACAUAGCCAAGGUGGCCCCUGAGUCAGCCGUCCCUGAGGAGGCACCUGCAGCUAAGCAAGAGCCUCAGCCUGAGCCCCCCAAGGCUGAGGAGAGUUUCAGGCCACGAGAAGAUGAGGAAGGCCAAGAGGGUCAGGACUCCAUGUCUAGGGCCAAGGCCAACUGGCUGCGAGCCUUCAACAAAGUGCGGCUGCAGCUGCAGGAGGCCCGGGGAGAAGGAGAGAUGUCCAAAUCCCUGUGGUUCAAAGGCGGCCCUGGCGGUGGUCUCAUCAUCAUCGACAGCAUGCCAGACAUCCGCAAGAGGAAGCCUAUCCCACUCGUGAGCGACCUGGCCAUGUCUCUGGUGCAGUCCAGAAAAGCAGGCAUCACCUCGGCCUUGGCAUCCAGCACUUUGAACAACGAAGAGCUGAAAAACCACGUUUACAAGAAGACCUUGCAAGCCUUAAUCUACCCCAUCUCGUGCACGACGCCGCACAACUUCGAGGUGUGGACGGCCACCACACCCACCUAUUGCUACGAGUGUGAGGGGCUAUUGUGGGGCAUCGCGCGGCAGGGUAUGCGCUGUACCGAGUGCGGUGUCAAGUGCCACGAGAAGUGCCAGGACCUGCUCAACGCAGACUGUCUGCAGCGGGCGGCGGAGAAGAGCUCCAAGCACGGGGCGGAGGACCGGACGCAGAACAUCAUCAUGGUGCUCAAGGACCGCAUGAAGAUCCGGGAGCGCAACAAGCCCGAGAUCUUCGAGCUCAUCCAGGAGAUCUUCGCGGUGACCAAGACCGCGCACACGCAGCAGAUGAAGGCCGUCAAGCAGAGCGUGCUGGAUGGAACGUCCAAGUGGUCGGCCAAGAUCAGCAUCACCGUGGUCUGUGCCCAGGGCUUGCAGGCAAAGGACAAGACAGGAUCCAGUGACCCCUAUGUCACCGUCCAGGUCGGGAAGACCAAGAAACGGACAAAAACCAUCUAUGGAAACCUGAACCCCGUGUGGGAGGAGAACUUCCACUUUGAAUGUCACAACUCCUCGGACCGAAUCAAGGUGCGUGUCUGGGAUGAGGACGAUGACAUCAAAUCUCGCGUGAAGCAGCGGUUCAAGAGGGAAUCCGAUGACUUCCUGGGGCAGACGAUCAUCGAGGUGCGGACACUCAGUGGCGAGAUGGACGUGUGGUACAACCUGGACAAGCGGACUGACAAAUCUGCUGUGUCGGGUGCCAUCCGGCUACACAUCAGUGUGGAGAUCAAAGGCGAGGAGAAGGUGGCCCCCUACCAUGUCCAGUAUACCUGUUUGCACGAGAACCUGUUCCACUUCGUGACAGAUGUGCAGAACAACGGGGUCGUGAAGAUCCCAGAUGCCAAGGGUGACGACGCCUGGAAGGUUUACUAUGAUGAGACAGCCCAGGAGAUCGUGGACGAGUUUGCCAUGCGCUAUGGCGUCGAGUCCAUCUACCAAGCCAUGACCCACUUUGCCUGCCUCUCCUCCAAGUACAUGUGUCCUGGGGUGCCUGCCGUCAUGAGCACCCUGCUUGCCAACAUCAACGCCUAUUACGCGCACACCACCGCCUCCACCAACGUGUCUGCCUCUGACCGCUUCGCAGCCUCCAACUUUGGGAAAGAACGCUUUGUGAAGCUCCUGGACCAGCUGCAUAACUCCUUGCGGAUUGACCUCUCCAUGUAUCGGAAUAACUUCCCAGCCAGCAGCCCAGAGAGACUCCAGGACCUCAAAUCCACGGUGGAUCUUCUCACCAGCAUCACCUUCUUUCGGAUGAAGGUGCAAGAACUCCAGAGCCCACCCCGAGCCAGCCAGGUGGUGAAGGACUGUGUGAAAGCCUGCCUCAACUCCACUUAUGAAUACAUCUUCAACAAUUGUCAUGAACUCUACAGUCGAGAGUACCAGACUGACCCGGCCAAGAAGGGGGAAGUUCCCCCAGAGGAACAGGGCCCCAGCAUCAAGAACCUCGACUUCUGGUCCAAGCUGAUCACUCUCAUAGUGUCCAUCAUUGAGGAAGACAAGAAUUCGUACACUCCUUGCCUCAACCAGUUUCCCCAGGAAUUGAACGUGGGUAAAAUCAGCGCUGAAGUGAUGUGGAAUCUGUUUGCCCAGGAUAUGAAGUAUGCAAUGGAGGAGCACGAUAAGCAUCGCCUAUGCAAGAGUGCUGAUUACAUGAACCUCCACUUCAAGGUCAAAUGGCUCUACAAUGAGUAUGUGGCAGAGCUUCCUGCCUUUAAGGACCGAGUGCCUGAGUAUCCUGCGUGGUUUGAGCCCUUCGUCAUCCAGUGGCUGGACGAGAAUGAGGAAGUGUCCCGGGAUUUCCUGCAUGGAGCCCUGGAGCGAGACAAGAAGGACGGGUUCCAACAGACUUCAGAGCAUGCCCUGUUCUCCUGCUCCGUGGUGGAUGUCUUCUCCCAGCUCAAUCAGAGCUUUGAGAUCAUCAAGAAACUUGAGUGUCCUGACCCCCAGAUCGUGGGGCACUACAUGAGACGCUUUGCCAAGACCAUCAGUAAUGUGCUCCUCCAGUAUGCGGACAUCAUCUCCAAGGACUUCGCCUCCUACUGCUCCAAGGAGAAGGAGAAAGUGCCCUGCAUCCUCAUGAACAACACUCAGCAGCUGCGAGUUCAGCUAGAGAAGAUGUUCGAAGCCAUGGGAGGAAAGGAGCUGGAUGCUGAGGCCAGUGACAUCUUGAAGGAGCUACAGGUGAAACUCAACAACGUCUUGGAUGAGCUCAGCCGGGUGUUUGCUACCAGCUUCCAGCCACACAUUGAAGAUUGUGUCAAGCAGAUGGGUGACAUCCUUAGCCAGGUGAAAGGCACAGGCAAUGUGCCAGCCAGUGCCUGCAGCAGCGUGGCCCAGGAUGCUGACAAUGUACUGCAACCCAUCAUGGACCUGCUGGACAGCAACCUGACUCUCUUUGCCAAAAUCUGUGAGAAGACGGUGCUGAAGCGGGUGCUGAAGGAGUUAUGGAAGCUGGUCAUGAACACCAUGGAGAAGACCAUCGUCCUGCCACCCCUCACUGACCAGACGAUGAUCGGCAACCUCUUGAGAAAACAUGGCAAGGGAUUAGAAAAGGGCAGGGUGAAAUUGCCAAGCCACUCAGAUGGAACCCAGAUGAUCUUCAAUGCAGCCAAGGAGCUGGGUCAGCUAUCUAAACUCAAGGACCACAUGGUACGAGAAGAAGCCAAGAGCUUGACCCCAAAGCAGUGUGCAGUUGUUGAGCUGGCCCUGGACACUAUCAAGCAAUACUUCCAUGCGGGUGGCGUGGGCCUCAAGAAAACCUUCCUGGAGAAGAGUCCAGACCUGCAGUCCCUGCGCUACGCCCUGUCCCUCUACACGCAGGCCACCGACCUGCUCAUCAAGACAUUCGUGCAGACGCAGUCGGCGCAGGGCUCAGGUGUGGAAGACCCUGUGGGUGAAGUCUCCGUCCAUGUAGAGCUCUUCACUCAUCCAGGAACUGGGGAACACAAGGUCACAGUGAAAGUGGUGGCUGCCAAUGACCUCAAGUGGCAGACUUCUGGCAUUUUCCGGCCAUUCAUCGAGGUCAACAUCAUCGGGCCCCAGCUCAGUGACAAGAAACGCAAGUUUGCGACCAAAUCCAAGAACAACAGCUGGGCCCCAAAGUACAAUGAGAGCUUCCAGUUCACGCUGAGCGCCGAAGCAGGCCCGGAGUGCUAUGAGCUGCAGGUGUGCGUCAAGGACUACUGCUUCGCGCGCGAGGACCGCACAGUGGGGCUGGCAGUGCUGCAGCUGCGCGAGCUGGUCCAGCGCGGGAGCGCCGCCUGCUGGCUGCCGCUUGGCCGCCGCAUCCACAUGGACGACACGGGCCUCACGGUGCUGCGCAUCCUGUCGCAACGCAGUAACGAUGAGGUGGCCAAGGAGUUCGUCAAGCUUAAGUCGGACACGCGCUCCGCUGAGGAGGGCGGUACCGCGCCUGCCCCCUAA
Molecule: messenger RNA, 5136 nt
Organism: Balaenoptera ricei (Rice's whale)
Lineage: Eukaryota; Metazoa; Chordata; Mammalia; Artiodactyla; Balaenopteridae
Gene: UNC13A
Product: unc-13 homolog A
Exons: 44
Coding region: 1-5136 (1711 amino acids)
Biological process (GO): presynaptic dense core vesicle exocytosis; synaptic vesicle maturation; neuromuscular junction development
Cellular component (GO): presynaptic active zone cytoplasmic component; plasma membrane; synaptic vesicle membrane
Molecular function (GO): calcium ion binding; phospholipid binding; syntaxin-1 binding
Source: RefSeq, a predicted model, not a curated record